Strigops habroptila (Kakapo) is the source of this 4005-nucleotide messenger RNA. It is a transcript of the gene CNOT4, whose product is annotated as CCR4-NOT transcription complex subunit 4. Lineage: Eukaryota; Metazoa; Chordata; Aves; Psittaciformes; Psittacidae. The record is from RefSeq and is a predicted model, not a curated record. Gene Ontology annotation, cellular component: CCR4-NOT complex. The transcript is spliced from 14 exons. Gene Ontology annotation, biological process: protein ubiquitination. The coding region runs from base 551 to 2848 and encodes 765 amino acids. Gene Ontology annotation, molecular function: ubiquitin-protein transferase activity; RNA binding; metal ion binding.
CGCCGUUGGUGCCCGCCCACUGUCGGCAGCGCAAGCGCAAGGGGAGGCGGCGUCCGGGGCAAGUCUCCCUAAUGUAAGAUGGUGGCCGGGCUGGCAGCGGAGCGCCCCAAGCUCGGAGGUUACCGGUCUCUCGCGUAAAGGUCGUCGGAGCAGCCACCCAAGCGCCCGGCCGGCCGCCGCCGCAGGUCCCGCCCCAGGAGCGUCGCUGCGGUUUUCUCCCCCCCCGCUUCUCUCUUUUCUCGCCGCCUCUCUCCUUCCCUCCCCACCCUUCUCCUUUCCCUUCGCCUCCUUCCCCGCACGCUCACCCACCCGCCCGCCCCCGCCGCCACCGCCGCGCCGGGCAGCGUGAGGGAGAGCCGCGCACACGCACCGCGGGCCGGGCAGAGAGGAGGAAGGCGGCAGAAGCAAAUGGCAAGGCUGCAUUCAGGCUCUCAUCCUACUUCCAGCGACGGUUGUACAGCUCUACCUGCCAGUCUGAAAACCUUCAAGUGCUGACCUUCUCGGUCUAUUAAGUUAUUAUAAACUUUUGCUGCUCUGCGAACAUAUAAAGAUGUCUCGCAGCCCUGAUGCUAAGGAAGACCCUGUGGAAUGCCCCCUUUGCAUGGAGCCUCUGGAAAUUGAUGACAUCAACUUCUUCCCUUGCACCUGUGGCUACCAAAUCUGUCGUUUCUGUUGGCAUCGUAUCCGCACUGAUGAGAAUGGACUUUGUCCUGCUUGCAGAAAGCCAUAUCCAGAAGAUCCAGCAGUGUACAAACCACUCUCCCAGGAAGAGCUGCAAAGGAUAAAAAAUGAAAAGAAACAGAAACAAAAUGAGAGGAAACAGAAGAUAUCAGAGAAUCGCAAACAUUUGGCCAGCGUACGGGUUGUACAGAAGAACCUUGUCUUCGUGGUAGGGCUAUCUCAGCGCCUAGCAGAUCCAGAGGUUUUGAAACGACCAGAAUAUUUUGGGAAGUUUGGUAAAAUACAUAAAGUUGUCAUUAAUAACAGCACAUCAUAUGCAGGCUCACAGGGUCCAAGUGCCAGCGCAUAUGUAACCUACAUCCGGUCAGAAGAUGCUCUCAGAGCCAUACAGUGCGUCAAUAAUGUGGUAGUAGACGGCAGAACACUUAAGGCAUCAUUAGGUACAACAAAAUAUUGCAGUUAUUUUCUAAAAAAUAUGCAAUGUCCAAAACCAGACUGUAUGUAUCUACAUGAGCUGGGAGAUGAAGCAGCCAGUUUCACAAAAGAAGAAAUGCAGGCGGGUAAGCACCAGGAAUAUGAACAGAAACUACUGCAAGAAUUAUACAAACUAAACCCCAACUUUCUCCAAUUAUCUACGGGUACAGUUGACAAGAACAAGAACAAAGUGACAGCAUUGCAGAGGUAUGAUGCACCCAACAGUAAUAACAAAGAUGCCUGGCCAUCAUUACAGAGUUCAAGUAAAUCAGCCAACGGUUUAACAAUGGAACACAGGAAAACGCCUCCUAUAUUAGAAAAUGGCACAGACCCAGAACACAUGACUCCAGAUGGUGCAGACUCAGAUUUCGGCCCUAUCGACAAACCUUCAGAUUCACUCAGUAUAGGAAAUGGUGACAGCUCCCAACAGAUAACAAAUAGUGACACGCCUUCACCACCUCCUGGUUUGACAAAACCCAAUCCAGUCAUACCCAUCAGUUCAUCUAAUCACAGUGCGCGGUCCCCUUUUGAAGGGGCUGUAACAGAAUCACAGUCACUCUUCUCUGACAACUUUCGACACCCUAACCCUAUCCCUAGUGGGCUUCCUCCAUUCCCCAGCUCUCCACAGACUUCAAAUGACUGGCCCACAGCACCAGAACCACAGAGCCUCUUCACAUCAGAAACUAUACCAGUAUCCUCCUCCACAGACUGGCAAGCGGCUUUUGGGUUUGGUUCCUCCAAACAGCAAGAGGACGACUUAGGGUUUGACCCCUUUGACAUCACCCGCAAAGCCUUAGCAGACCUGAUUGAGAAGGAACUGUCAGUCCAAGACCAACCUUCCCUCUCACCCACAUCUCUUCAGAACCCUCCCCCACACACUACAACUGCCAAAGGGCCAGGCUCUGGAUUUCUGCAUCCUGCUGCACCCACAAAUGCCAACUCUCUCAGUAGCACCUUUCCAGUCAUGCCACAGAGGUUCCCACAGUUUCAACAGCAUCGAGCAGUUUACAACUCCUUCAGUUUUCCAGGCCAAGCAGCUCGCUAUCCUUGGAUGGCCUUCCCACGCAAUAGCAUCAUGCACUUGAACCACACAGCAAAUCCCACCUCAAAUAGUAAUUUCUUGGACUUGAAUCUCCCACCACAACACAGCACAGGUCUGGGAGGGAUCCCUAUAUCAGACAACAGCAGUUCUGUAGAGAGUUUAAAUAUGAAGGAAUGGCAGGACGGGCUAAGGGCACUUCUACCGAACAUUAACAUCAACUUUGGUGGACUGCCCAAUGCUUCUUCCCCCUCCAACGCCAACCACAGUGUACCAACGUCCAACACUGCCACCACCGACAGCCUGAAUUGGGACAGCCCUGGCAGCUGGAUGGACCCCGCAAUCAUCACAGGUAUCCCAGCCUCCACAGGAAACAGUUUAGACACCCUUCAAGAUGACAAUCCUCCACAUUGGCUAAAAUCUCUUCAGGCCCUCACAGAGGUGGACGGCCCCAGUGCAGCACCAUCACAGACGCACCACAGUAACCCCUUCGGCACACAGAUCCCUCUGCACAGAGCCAGUUGGAAUCCCUACUCUCCUCCUUCAAACCCCACCAGCUUCCAUUCCCCACCUCCAGGCUUUCAGACAGCCUUCAGACCCCCCAGUAAAACCCCCACAGAUCUACUACAGAGCUCAGCGCUGGAUCGUCAUUAGGAAUGGAGGAAGAAUUAAAAAAAGAAAAAGAAAACCCAAAACGUUAGAAAUGCAGGAAGUGUCCCACCCUGACUCCUCCCCAUGCCCACCUACUGUUCCCUGUCAUAUCUUUCUUUCUGAAGAAUCCAGUUCCUGAUCAAACUUUCCCCCCCCAAAUGCAAUGCCAUCACAGGGUCAUGACUGUAUCUUUUUGUUAAGUUUCUGCUGAGCCAGUGUUUGAAAUACACAGUUUGAAAUAUUUCUAACCAUUCUAAGGGGGAAAAAAAAAAAAAAAGAGAGAGAGAGAGAAAUCAAAAUGCAGUCUCAAUGCUUAAGGAGAAUAUUACUGUCUUAUGUCUUUUGCAUAUGAGUAUUUCCGCCUCGUGGAAAAGUGUCAAUCUGCAGUAGAGGAAAAAUGCAAUGCAGAAUCAAAUGCAGAGACAUGAAAAGAAUAUUUCAUUUAAAUGACAUUACUGAACAUGUGGGGCAAGCAGUGGCCUAGCAUUUAUUUUGCAUUCAGUGUGGCACUACACAGGGAAAUUGCUAUGUUGGGGUUUGGUUUGGUUUUUAUUUUUUUUUUCUUUUGAGAAGGGGAUUUUAUUGUGUCAGUCAGUUUGACAUGAAGUGUGUUGAAAGACAGAACACUUAUAGCUAUGAGUAACUGGCAUGUUGCUAAAGAGUGGUUUAAAGAGGGGAGAAUAAGAUUUUUCUUUAAUUUUGGCUUUAGAUUUAAAGUAAACCUUAAUGUUUUAAAAGUAUUCACAGAUUUAAUACCUAGCGUAUACAUAAUAUAAUUAUAAGCAGCUGAAACACGAGUGAUAUUUACUUCAGUCUUUCUGUCUCCUCUGUUUAGUCUCUCUUUCUUUUUUUUUUUUUUUUUUUAAAAAUAUUUUUUUGAAAUUAAAAAAAAAAGAUCCACCUGAUUAGGGCACUCUGGGAUAGCACUGCAUUGGGGCCACAUGAUCACCAUCAGGAGCAACCUCUGACCUCCUCUGCCUGCAGCUUUUACUUAACCCUGUAGUUUCUGGACGUUUGUGCAGUAUUGAAAAGACAGGAAAAAAAGAAACAGAUAAAUAAACAUGGUUAUAACCUGACGCUAAAACUAAAACCAAGGAAAUGUACCUCUUUCUUCAGAAUUAAAACUAAAAUCUUAAAUAAAACAGAAAACUUGAUGAUGA